Messenger RNA from Heterotrigona itama, 1083 nucleotides. The record is from the annotation of a GenBank genome assembly. NCBI's taxonomy places the organism in Eukaryota, Metazoa, Arthropoda, Insecta, Hymenoptera, Apidae.
GGAAGAAGAAGAAGAAGAAGAAGAAAAAAAAAGAAGAAAAAAGAAACGGCGGAAAUGCCACGAAAUUGACAUGCCAUAUGCAUUCGUCGUCCGCCUGGCUUCGAGACAAGGAAUUCGUUCUGCAGGUUGCUCUGGAAAAUUCACGAAAGUCGAAUUGCGCUCGUAUGCGUGCACUGACAAAUCUCGCGUACGAGUGCGCAUACGAAUUAAAAGAAAAAAAAAAAAAAAAAAGAAAGAAAAAAAAAGAAAAGAAAAAAAGAUCGUGCAAUGUCUCUCAAUCAAUCGACUUUCCUUUCCGGCGAAGAGAAAUGAAGAUCACGAGGAACUCUCUGUUCAAACACUCUGCCACGUUAUUAACUCUGUGUUGUUUGCUGCAUCUUUCCGAAUCGAAAGACAGUGUUACUGGAAGAGCGAGAACUUCGAGGGCUGAGAGCAAGCUGUUUGGGAAAUAUCCAACUGGCGGGCUGAUCUCCUUUAAUCCAGAGCACGAGCUGCUUCGCAUUGACUGGGAUGUAUCGAUCCCAUUCAUUUCGAUACCACUCGAGUACAAGGUAGGAGAGAACGGCGAGGUUCCAGCAUUGUUCAACAUUAACACGAAAUCCCUUGGAAUUGUUGGAUUAAUAGUCAGCCUGUUGGGCGUAAUCUCGCCACUGUUCUCAAAAACGCAUCAGCAAUACAACUACCGCUCGGUGGAUAAUGGUGGUACGCAAUGGUCGCAAAUGGGGAACACCAUCAACGAAAUGAUGUUUAACAACGAUUACGUGGCCCCAUGCAUGCAACGUAUUGUCUGUUCGAUGGUUUCAGUGGCCGCGCACUCGGAGAAUCCAACGAGCACGGAUAAAAUAAUCGACGGAUUGUCGAGUCAUAGCUGGUUCAAGGAUGUCACAAAUGGCACGAUCAUUGAAGAUGCUGUGAUCACCGGGCGAAAGGGAAGUCAUGAUUGCGCUCGCAUCUACAAGGAUUGUUUAAUAACGCCGAAACUGUUGAAAACUAUGAUGAGCGAGUUUGGGAUACUGUGAUGUAAUAACACGCGUGCUGAUAUAAGAGAUGAAUAAAUUCUACGUUGGUUUUUUUUUGUUUUUU